UUCCACAAACAGCAUGCUACUUGUCUCAAAAACACAUUACGCACACAUUAUUUUGUGGCAUCUAAGAAUACAUAAUAUUUGAAAAUCAUAAAAGAACAAGAAGUGGAAAUAGCAAAAAAAAUGGGAGAGCGGUGUUGACACUGAAUAAAAGUGAGGAUGUCUGUCCAGUAUCCUAUCAACGACCCUGAUGAUCACGUUCUUGUGAACCUCCGUCAAACUAUACUAGAACAAGCCAUUGCUAACAGAGUCCCAGAUGACACAAACACUGUCAGACUGCCAUUUAUAGGGCGCAUUCACUUUGUCCAUGACAGGACGGGGGUCAUGCUGCUGUCGGGCAUAUUUGCCUAUUGGCUGUAUGGCAUGUGGUCCUCAUACUAUGUAAUUCUGGAGCCACAUUAUCAAGAUGGCCAUGUGUCCCUGGGGUUUAUGAUAUUCCAUGUAUUUAUUGCUGUAUUAUGCCUGAGCUCAUUGUUGAGAGUUGCCACAUUAAAUCCUGGAAGAGUCCCUGAUAUUGACCCCUAUGUUGCACAGGGGAAAGGCUGGGAGCCAUGUAAGACCUGUAUGAGGUGGAGGCCACCUCGGGCCCACCACUGUCGCCGCUGUCAACAGUGUGUUGUACGCAUGGACCAUCACUGCCCAUGGAUCAACAACUGUGUUGGGGACGGUAACCAUCACGUGUUCUCCUUGUUGCUAUUCUACUCCUUCCUGUUCAGUCUCAACACGUUUGCUGUCCUCAUGUUGCAUUUCUGGUGGUGGCCCAAGUGUGUAGCAUGCAAUCAGGAGUCGUUUCCAGUGAAACAUGGCCUCUGGUUUUCAUAUCUCAGUUUUAUUAUGGCGUCUACCAUGGCCUACUUCAUGUUGAUGCAAGUGAUAGGUCACCAUUUUAACUUGUUACUGAAUUUGACUACUCUUGACACCAUGAAGAUUAAGGGAGUUGAUGACGUGAAUUUAAAUCAGGUUCAUGUUCGAUCUUGUUGUAGUGCCUACUUUGAACACUUUGGUACAGCAAAGUUCUUCCUUUGGCCAAACCCAUGUAGACGCAAGAGAUCAAACCUGGGGACUAACAUGAUAUAUGCAUAGCAUUUUGUACGUGAUAUUAUGAUACGCACUCUGUGAAAACUGCUCUUAAUACAUGUGCAUAAAGUGUCAUCCCAGAUUAGCCUGUGCAGUGUGCACAUUCUUAAAUGGAACGAUACUUUUUGCUUAAACUUAAUUUUUGUUAAGACAAGACUCAUAUGGUACGAAAAUUACCAUGUGAGCGGAAAGUGUGAUCCCUGAUUAGUCUUGCUGACAACACGUUAUGCAGAUGCCUUAACCCUUUCAGUGCGGGAACCGAAUUUUAAAGGUCUUUGCAAACAGUUUGGAUCCUGAUGAGACGCCACAGAACAUGGCGUCUCAUCAGGAUCCAAACUGUUUGCUAUUCUGAUAGUAUUCUUGGAAAAAAAUAGAAGAAAAUGCUAAUUUUAGAAAUUCUGCAGAGGACACUUUAGCAGACGACACAUUUCCCAGCAUGCAAAGGGUUAAGCCCGGUUUUCAUAGAACGAGGCUAUUGUAUACUAGACUCGAUUGUAUAUAAUUAUUGUAGGUUGUUAACGUUUUUAAUCUUUAUAAGCAAGUAUAUGCGAUUGUAUAACUUUUUUCAAAACGGAUUAAAAUUUCAUUAAUCAGAAAGUAAAAUAACACUUUAGAAAAACGACAACCACUUUACAAAGGAAAUACAAGAUUUAUUCAAUUGCAAACUCCGUUAUGCACAAAAGACAUGUACACUAUUGGGAAAUACCCAUUAGUCUGUUUAGAUUUUUAUACAACACAUGACACAACUGUGGUUCUCAUACAAAGACUAGUAUCACACACCGUUUGUUUAUCUGAGUAGAAUUAGGUAAAUAAUUGACAGUGCCAUAAAAAGGUUGUUGUUUAAUUUUUAUUUUACAUUCCUCGUUAUAUGGUUAUAUUUAUAUGUUGGUGUAAAAUUGCGAGAAUAAAAUAUUGGCAUUGAAAUUUUAUAUACUCAUUGAAGUCAUUCACAUAUGUUAUUCUCCAUAUAUACCAAAAACAAUAUGAGGAGGUAUGAAUGAAAAAAAAAAUGUGAGGAUUUGAUUGUAAUAUGAUUUUAAGGUAAAUAAUACUUUGUCAAUUGACAAAGCUUCAUUAAAAAAUGAAUCAAAUAUUGUCUAAUGAUAUUAUUGUGUUGCAAUAUUAGGUAUAGUUUAUUAUGUCAAACAUUUUAAGUUUAUGUCAAGUUAAAGAGUUUCUUAUGAUACCAUUUAUAAUGCUCAAUCCUUCACUUUCUUUGUAAUAUGUAUAAACUAAAACAGUGCUACGUCUCUACGCAGAUGCAUUUAUCCCGAUUUUCAUAUUUUUAGAAUCAUGAAAGAUUGUAAAUACAUAAAAAGUUUUUGCAUUUUAUUUCCGAAAUUAGGGAUGUUGAGUAUAUUUAUUUCUAUAUUUAUAAUAUUUGUUACAGAAAUUCCUUUAAGCAAACAGCUCAGACCCUGAUGAGUCGCCACAUCAUGCUGGCUUCCAAGGCCUUUUUUCUAAACGCAUAAAUGGGUUAAAUAUGUGGUGUUGUACGAUGGCAUCAAUUUAUAACAUUUUAAAACUGGGUUAGAACAAUCGUACAUGUCUUGAAUUGAAGUAUUUGAUGCGAUUAUUAAAAAAAUUUGUUAAUUGACUGAUAAAGUUUGCAAAUUAUUACCAAACGAUAACAGUGUGUGUUAUCCAGACAUAAAGGACUAGAAUGUGUGAACAAAAGCUCUAGCAGUACACUGAUGAACAGAGUAGAUCUCUCUCUUAUUGUUUUAAAUUUUUAUAUGAUUUUCAAUGAUUGGUUUUGAUACACUUGUUUUAAAAAAAAUGUUGUAUAUAAAUUAAGAUUCUUUAUUUACACCAGGUAAACUUUGUUGAAUGCAAAGACUUAAAUCUAAUUGAACAAGUUCUUUAUGUAUGCUGUGAUUGCUAAACGAAGUUUAAGGUGGUAUAUAGGAGUGAACUUGUCUGUCUGUUGGUCGAUCUGUCUGUCUGUCCUUAUUAAGUGUCCGCUCUCUAAUUCAAGUAGUUUUCAUCCGAUCUUCACCAAACUUGGUCAGAAGUUGUAUCUACAUGAUGUCUAGGCCAAGUUCGGACAUCGGCCUUGCCGUGUCAAAAAUUAGGUCACGGGGACACUAAGUGCGUUUUAAACAUUCAGCAUGUUGUCCGCUCUCUAAUUCAAGUAGUUUUCAUCCGAUCUUCACCAAAUUUGGUCAGAAGUUGUAUUUACAUGAUGUCUAGGCCAAGUUCGAACAUGGGCCUUGCCGGGUCAAAAACUAGGUCACGGGGUCACUUAGUGCGUUUUAAACACGCAGCAUGUUGUCCACUCUCUAAUUCAAGUAGUUUUCAUUUGAUCUUCACCUAACUUGGUCAGAAGUUGUAUCUAGAUGAUCUUAAGGCCAAGUUCGAACAUGGACCUUGCCGGGUCAACAACUAGGUCACGGGGUCACUUAGUGCGUUUUUUAACAUUCAGCAUGGUGUCCUCUCUCUUAUCCAAGUAGUUUUCAUCCGAUCUUCACCAAACUUGGUCAGAAGUUUUAUCUAGAUGAUCUGAAGGCCAUGUUCAUACAUGGGCCAUGCCAGAUCAAAACUAGGUCACAGGGUAACUUAGUACGUUUGCACAUUGAGCAUGGUGUCCAAUCUCUAUUUCAAGUAGUUUAAAUCCGAUCUUCACCACACUUGGUCAGAAAUUGUAACUAGAUGCAUGUUUGAAUAUUGGUCAUGCCGGGUCAAAAACAAGGUCACGGCGUCACUUAGUGCGUUAUAAACAUCACAAUGUUGUCCGCUCUCUAAUUCAAGUAGUUUUCAUCCAAUCUUCACCAAACUUGGUCAGAAGUUGUAUCUAGAUGAUGUCUAGGUCAAGACUGAAUAUGGGUCAUGCCGGGUAAAAAAACUAGGUCACGGGGUAUCUUAGUGCGUUUUAAACCUUACCAUGUUUUCCGCUCUCUAAUUCAAGUAGUUUUCAUCCAAUCCUCUUACAAACUUGGUCACAAGUUUUAUAUAAAUGAUCUCUAGGACAAGUUUGAACAUGGGCCAUUCCGGGCCUAAAACUAGGUCACGGGGUCACUUAAUGCGUUUUUUAACAUUCAGCAUGGUGUCCACUCUCUAAUUCAAAUAGUUUACAUCCGAUCUUCACCAAACUUGGUCAGAAGUUUUAUGGAGAUGAUCUUAAGGCCAAGUUAGAACGUGGGCCUUUCUGGGUCAAAAACUAGGUCAAGGGGUAACUUAGUGUGUUUUAAAAAUUGAGCAUGGUGUGUGCUGUUUUUUGUGAAGACGACAUGCAAAAUAUUAUGUGUCAAUGCGGCAUGUGGGGGUAUUCGUCACGUCUGUGACAAAGCUCUAGUUUAUUCUGCAUAAUAAUCUAUUUUUAUAAUUCCUUACAUUCAUGGCAGAUCCAUUGCAUAAAAUAUUAUCAGGAAAAUGGUAAUUACAUCCAAAAUAAAAUUGCAUGUAUGGCUUUUAUCCCAAUUAUGAUUGUGUGUAAAGUUGUAAACAGUGUUUACAGUGCAAUAGAAACAAAUUAGUUUCAUUAACUAAAGAAGCACAAUAGUGAUGAGGUCAAAUGAACAGUGAUAGAAUAACUCUGACAUGAAAACCAGAGGCAGAGCCUAUUAUCCUGGCUUUGGAAUGAAAGUGUUAAUAGAAUUAACAGAUUGUGUUGUAUACAUGUACUGGUUUCUUUAAACUGGCUCUGAAUUUAUUAUGUGCUUUAGAUAAAUUUUGGAUUCACAUUUCAAGUGUUGUUUUUUAGUAUCAAUGUUUGAAUACAUUUUCUUAGUGUUUAGCUUAGGUUUAACCGAUACGUUUUAUGAAUUAAAGCACUACCUCUGUU
Dreissena polymorpha is the source of this 4858-nucleotide messenger RNA. Its product is annotated as palmitoyltransferase ZDHHC21-like. Gene Ontology annotation, biological process: peptidyl-L-cysteine S-palmitoylation; protein targeting to membrane. The record is from RefSeq and is a predicted model, not a curated record. Gene Ontology annotation, molecular function: protein-cysteine S-palmitoyltransferase activity. Gene Ontology annotation, cellular component: endoplasmic reticulum; Golgi apparatus. Bases 157 to 1080 code for a protein of 307 amino acids. The transcript has 8 exons. Lineage: Eukaryota; Metazoa; Mollusca; Bivalvia; Myida; Dreissenidae.